AUGAGAAGCAGAGAGACUCAGCCAGUACGUAAACGCCGGCGACCUGCCUUGUCUUGCCAGCAGUGUAGGGCAAAAAAGAUACGAUGCGACCGGGGCUUUCCUUGUAGGCCUUGCAUCAAGGUUCAGUCCUCGUCAAUGUGCUCGUAUGUUGAUGAAGGCAAAGUUUUAUUAGAUGCCAGAUUGGAGUCAAUGGGCCCAUCUACGGCUACUGAUAAUGACCAUGAGUCGCCCUCUAGUGGACAAGAUCAAAGGAUUGUAGCUGGUCAGACCCCAGAUAUCGAUCGGAUAAUGCAGCUUGAACGCACUGUUUCUGCUCUUCAAGGGCAAGUGCAAGAUCUACAACAACGCAUUGAUAGUGGGGAUGUGCGGCGACUGGGAAACGAAAGUAUCAGAGACGGAAAGCGUCCUGCAAGGUCUGGUCAAUCUGAACAGCCUCCAACACUUAUUCCACCACUAGAGCUUCGACUCAAGAGUUUUGGAGAGAAAACGAAGCUUUUCGGCACAACCCACUGGGCAAUGGUUUUCCAGCAGUUUCACCUGCUGCGCCAGGCACGUGGCACAGCCAGUUGUACUGAUGGUAAUCAAGAUGAAGUCGGCGAACGGAUCAGAGAAAUUAGGGGGCUGAGAAAUCGUAUUAAAAAGAAAAAUCUCCAGUUCUUGACAGACCCGGCACCGGAUUUACUGAAUGAGAUCCCCUCAAGAGAAAUCUGCGAUGAUCUGGUGCAAUACUACCUACGCACAUUGGGAUUCAUGUACAGAGUGAUCCAUGUACCUACGUUCUACCAAGAAUAUGAGAGCUUUUGGAAGACGCCCACAUCCGCUUCGAAGGGAUUUAUCAUGAAGCUCUUAUUGAUUCUUGCGAUUGGGUCCGUAUUUUAUUGCAACCCAGGGCCUGUGAAUGAGUUGGGCCUUCCGAUUUACCUCUGGAUCCAUGCGGUGCAAUGUUGGCUUUCUGGCUCAUCCCAGAAGGAGACAAUGAACUUGACUGGUUUGCAGGUGCAUUGUCUGCUGAUUAUUUGCCGACAGGCUUAUGCCAUUGAAAAAGACUCGAGCUGGAUAUCGGCUGGCACUUUGCUGCGGUUGGCAAUACGGCAAGGCUUUCAUCGAGAUCCAAGUCAUUUUCCGAGCCUUUCCUUUUUUGAAUGUGAGAUGAGACGUCGUAUAUGGGCGGUUGUAUUAGAACUCAAUGUGACAUUAAGUAUUGACGUCGCAAUGCCUCCACUGUUAAGUUCAGAUGAUUUUGAUACCAGUCCUCCUUCAAACUUGGACGACGAAGACUUUCACCCUCUAAGCUCAACGAUAUCAUCCCAUCCCAAAAGUUCUUUAACUGAUUCGUCCUUACAAAUUCUUCUGCUACGAUCCUUCGCCAUCCGACUACAGAUCACUCGAACGAUCAAUGAGUGUGGACAUGAGCAUUCUUUUGAGAAUGCGUUGAAGCUUGGCAACGAGCUAAACAUAUCAUGCAAAGAAAUAGCUGCUUUUUUCCAGAAAUACCCUGCUUGUUCGAGCGACUCAAGACCUCGGCCAACCCAACUCCACUAUCACCUCAUGGAUACCCUGCUGCGCCGUUUCUUGAUAUAUCUUUACCGCCCAUUUGCAAUUCAAGCCUCUCGUGAUCCACGCUUAUAUCUUGCACGAAAACUCAGUCUUGACUCUGCGCUAAUUAUAUUUUCAUACGGAGACUCCCCCACUGAUGCACCAGCCACAGACUUGACCUCAUACCAAGAUUUCUACCGCCUAGCCUUAUCAGGCGCAGGUUUCUUCAAAUGCCACCUCUCACAAGACGUUUUGAUCACGAUAUGUCUAGAACUAAUAACGCAAUUCGAAGAAGAGGCCGCUACGCAGCCAACAGGUUCGUCUCAGCUUACCGAUGCAAUGAACAAAGUGGCCCAGGCUGCUCGUGCGCCACUCAUCCAAGCCCUUGAGAGAAUACGGAAUCAAUUGUACCAGAGCUUGGCAGCUGGGAUCCCAAGCAUGAAACGGUAUUGCAUCUUGGGAGGUGUUCUCGCUCAGAUCCAAUGCGUGCCUCAUGGGGAUCAGGGUGACUGGACACACAUCCGUGAGGCACUCAUUGAGAGUAUGCAGACUUGCCGCACGCUACUUCAGCAGCAUAUUACCAAGACUUCGCAAUUUUCACCCGAUGACGGUAAAACACUAGUUACCCCCGGGAAUCAGUGGAUGCCUGACAGUGAUAUUGCGUCUAGCUUGGACUCUGGAGUUGCAUUUCCUGGGCUCGGAUUUGGAGAUUUGGAUUUCUGGGAUAUUCCGGAUAUGAUUGACACGAUUGCAUUUGAUUCAGAUCAAAUAUUGUAA
This is a messenger RNA of Penicillium taxi, 2313 nucleotides long. RefSeq lists its product as uncharacterized. Gene Ontology annotation, molecular function: DNA-binding transcription activator activity, RNA polymerase II-specific; RNA polymerase II cis-regulatory region sequence-specific DNA binding; zinc ion binding. Gene Ontology annotation, biological process: regulation of transcription by RNA polymerase II; DNA-templated transcription. Gene Ontology annotation, cellular component: nucleus. Lineage: Eukaryota; Fungi; Ascomycota; Eurotiomycetes; Eurotiales; Aspergillaceae. The record is from RefSeq and is a predicted model, not a curated record. Bases 1 to 2313 code for a protein of 770 amino acids. The transcript has 3 exons.